Molecule: messenger RNA, 3687 nt
Organism: Cololabis saira (Pacific saury)
Lineage: Eukaryota; Metazoa; Chordata; Actinopteri; Beloniformes; Belonidae
Gene: lef1
Product: lymphoid enhancer-binding factor 1
Exons: 11
Coding region: 810-1928 (372 amino acids)
Biological process (GO): regulation of transcription by RNA polymerase II; canonical Wnt signaling pathway
Cellular component (GO): beta-catenin-TCF complex
Molecular function (GO): RNA polymerase II cis-regulatory region sequence-specific DNA binding; DNA-binding transcription factor activity, RNA polymerase II-specific
Source: RefSeq, a predicted model, not a curated record
AGCGCUGCGGGAGCAGUGGGAAGUCGGUCCACGGCGUUUUUCCACUAUAUCUUCCCAUUUUUUUCCCUCUUUUGAUUGUUUUAUGACUUUUGCUUUUAUCUUUUCCUCAUCCGACCAACUUUGAGGAUGUAUUUGUAAGCGUCACGGCAGGCUUGCUGCGUGGCUCGUCGUCCUGUCGAAGUGUUAAAACUGCGUGAGCGCAUCCCUCAGUUCCCCACUCACCUCCAGACGGGCUUUGGCUUUUCUCAUUUUGUAAGCCUGCUUUUUUCUAAAAAAAAAAAAAAAAAAAAGGACACGUGCAGCCUCUUCACUGGACCACAAGGAAAUAUAUUUCUUCUCCUUUUUCUUAAUCUUAUGAAUGCACUUUUUUAAGUCAUUUUCACAGGAAAGCAGACGUCUUCGGUUGACUUUGAAACUGGUGAUGCGGUUUUAGCUGUUGGGGGGGUGUCUCCAUUUUUAUUAUAUAUGUAUAUUUUUUUCCUUCAUGAAAUCGUUUUAAGUGUACUCUCUCAGCGACUCUAAUCAUGAUCGUUUUUUUGGCUUUUUUAAAUUGCGUGUAAGGGUGAGGAAGCUCCUGUUGCUUGUGCGUGAAAACACACCGGCGGCGUGUUCGCAAACACGCGUGAAUCACAGCCGGCGCUCCGCCGCUAAAAACACGGGGCUCGCUCUUUUCUGGGGGAUUUCAGUGGGACUUAACCCCUUUUUAUUUUCUAUUUCCCCCCCUCCCAAUCCACUCCUAGCAGUGUGUUGUCUUGCGGGUUUUAAUUAAGCAAUAUCAGUAGUAAAAAACCAGCCAACAACAAACAAGCAUGCCUCAGUUAUCGGGCGGCGGCGGGGACCCGGAGCUUUGCGCCACAGAUGAGAUGAUCCCGUUCAAAGACGAGGGAGACCCGCACAAGGAGCAGAUCUUCGCCGAGCUCAGUCACUCGGAGGAGGAGGGAGACUUGGCAGACAUCAAGUCAUCUCUGGUCAACGAGUCGGAGAGCAGCCCCAACAGCAACAGCCACGACGCAGCUAGACAGUCCCAAAUACCACCAGACUCGUAUCAUGAAAAACACAGAGACCAUCCAGACGAUGGAAAGCAUCAAGAUCUCUACAGUAAAGGCCACCUGUAUUCGGGUUACCCAGGUUACAUCAUGAUGAGCAACAUGAACAGCGACUCCUACAUGAACAAUGGCUCCCUCUCGCCGCCCAUGCCCAGAACGUCCAACAAAGUCCCCGUGGUGCAGCCGUCCCAUGCAGUCCACCCACUCACCCCGCUGAUCACGUACAGCGACGAGCACUUCGCUCCGGGCUCGCAUUCUGGCCAUCACCCCCAAGAUGCCAACAACAAACAAGGAAUGCCCAGGCAUCAUGGAGGACCAGACAUGCCCAACUUCUACUCGCUGUCCCCUGGAGGAGUGGGGCAGAUCACGCCACCUCUGGGCUGGUUCUCUCACCACAUGGUGCCCGGCCCCCCUGGUCCCCACGCCACCGGUAUCCCCCACCCGGCAAUCGUCAACCCACAGAUCAAACACGAGCCUCCGCAUGAAACUGACAUCAUGCACAUGGGUUCUUUUUUUUUGCCUAACAGGAAGCCCCAGCACGAACAGAGAAAGGAGCAGGAGCCCAAAAAGCCGCACAUCAAGAAGCCGCUAAACGCCUUCAUGCUCUACAUGAAAGAGAUGCGCGCCAACGUGGUCGCCGAGUGCACGUUGAAAGAGAGCGCCGCCAUCAAUCAGAUCCUGGGACGAAGGUGGCAUGCUUUAUCUCGGGAAGAGCAAGCUAAGUAUUAUGAGUUAGCCCGCAAGGAACGGCAGCUCCACAUGCAGCUCUACCCAGGCUGGUCCGCUCGAGACAACUAUGGAAAGAAGAAGAAGCGGAAGAGGGAGAAGAUGCAGGAAUCGGCCGCAGGUACAGGCCAGAGAAUGAAAACGGCGUACAUCUGAGACCAUGAUGCAGUCGGCGCGAUUGACUGAACCUUCUCUUCUUCUGUUUGCCCGCCCCUCCAGGAGCAAAACGGAACGGUUUCUCCACAUGCAAAGCAAAGGCAGCAGCUACGGGCCCUCUGCUCGAGAUGGAGGCCUGUUAGAUUCCAUGAAGACCCUCAAAACCUCCAAACUGAAACCUCCAGUUCUCAGAGGACCCUCCCCCACACCUCCCAUCUCCCCCCUCACAUCCCUUCCACACAAACCGCCACCUGAAAACGCCACCGUUUUGACUCCACCCCUCUCCCCUGAAGGCGCCUGCUGUAGAGACACUGAACUGAACAAGACAAUCAUGAUUAGUAGGAGCACCGUCACGCAACCACGCCCCGUCACCCCCCAGAAAGCAUCACUUCAACUGUGUUCUGUCAGUUUCCUUUUUAAAUAUCAGCUUUACUGCAAUCCAAGGCACUGCACUGAGAAACAGCAGCAAUUGUGAUGUGUGCACAAACUUUCUCCCAUGCACCGCCCAACGCCUGUCACUAAGUUAUUAUAAGUUAUUUGUCACCUGUUUUUUUUUUUUUUUCUUUUUUGUAUAGUUCAUUAGGCUGACAUUCACUCCCUGAACCCCCCCGUCCCAACCUUCUCUAUCUCUCACUGGAUUUUUGAGACCAUUCGGGGUUUCACCCCACAGACCAAACACCUCCUUUUCUUUUUUUGCUUAUUUAGACUGCACUAAGGAAGAUGGAGGGAUCUCAUCUCGUCUAAGACACGUCCUCAAGACGCCAUUUUUAAUUUGUUUCUGACCAAGUUGGUGCAAAAAAAGCAUCAACAUUUUCAUUCGUUUUUUUUUUUUUGACUGAAUUUUAUCUGAAUGCUUUUUUUUUCUCUGGAUCUUGAACUCUCAUUUCAAUUUCUUGGUGUAUAUUUUCGUGAUUUUUUUUUUUUCUUCCUUUUUUUAUAUAUAUAUAUAGUGGUAUAUAUGAAAAUAAGCUUUGGACACAGGAAAGCCAUUUUCUUGUUGAAAUGUCUUGCAGAAAAAUUGAAACUUAAGGCUUCUUUUGAUAACUAUUUGUAACAAAUAGUGACCUCGCGUCUUGCUCAGAUGUAAAAUAAUUCUCAGUAUGUGUACUUUUUAAAACUGUCAGGAUAUGUCAAUUUUCUUGGUAUUUUUGCAGGCUACAUUAGGACAAAGGCGAGAGAGUGACAGCUCAGAGGCCUCUAUUUUAUUGUUCUAAAACAUGACAAAUGAAGCAGAUAUAUAUAUUUACCCCAGCACUUGACAGUUCUUUUUGUUUUUUCCUUUUAUUCCAAUGGACCUUUUGUCUUUUCUCUCUGGUAGCCAAUAGUGUGGUCUCUAGCCAUGUUGUUUAUUCCAUGCAAACAUCUCUGUAACAUUUUUUAUUUUUAAUGCUCUAUUUUAGUAUUACUUGAUGAAUUCCUUUUUUUUUUUUUUUUUUUUUUUUAAUUAUUAUAAUAUUUUGGGUCACUGUCAUCUCGGUUUAGCGUUUUGGCUUUCCAGGUGGUCAUAUUUGAAUUGUUUGAACAUGUUUUGUUUUUUUAAAGAAAAAUAAAAAGGCACCAUUGGCUCGUUGGGUGGCUUGUGUGGUAGAAAGACCAGAGCUAGAUGUGCCAGAUGUGAACGGUCUGCGUGUCAUCCUUGGAGAUUACAGUUAAACAUCUGUGGCGUAACGCGGGUAAAACGAUAUCUUUGUGCAAACUUUGGGGGGGAAAAAAAUCUUAUAGAUGUUGGUGAUCAAUUAUAACCCAAAAGUAUGUAGCG